Messenger RNA from Crotalus tigris (Tiger rattlesnake), 4482 nucleotides. RefSeq names its product M-phase phosphoprotein 9 (gene MPHOSPH9). The record is from RefSeq and is a predicted model, not a curated record. The transcript has 25 exons. Gene Ontology annotation, cellular component: centriole. NCBI's taxonomy places the organism in Eukaryota, Metazoa, Chordata, Lepidosauria, Squamata, Viperidae. The coding region runs from base 309 to 3764 and encodes 1151 amino acids.
AGCCAGUAAAUAAGUGCGGGGUGCCAGGUUGGCCUACCUCACAGGGUUCUUGAGAAGGUCUAAAGGAGCACAAGAGUUGCCGGGGUUCUUUCUGGAUGUAAAUUUAAUAGUGUUAUAAUGGGUCUUUGCACUGCCAGCCGGUUGUUUAUGUUGGAUUUGCCAUUUUUAUCAACCUGUCAAGUCUUUAUCCAGCUUCUGUGAGUUUAUUUUGGAUUUAGCUACCUGGAUGAAACAGCAGCAGUAAAAGAACAUUUGCCUGGAAUGUUGUGGAUAUAUAAGGAUAAUCACAAUCUCUGCAAGCAUGAGAUAUGGAAAACCUGGGAUUGGUGAAUCCAGAGCAAGAAGUACCAAGAGCGGAUUCUAAGAAUACUCACAACUCGCUUGAUCAUAACAAAAGUAACAACAGUCCUUUAUUCAACCCAGAUGUCGUCUCUAGUUUCUUGGACAAAGCUGACUCUUCUGCAGUAACUGAAGAGACCAGGUGGCUACAGUUGUUCAGACUGGUGGAGAGGCAGUGCCAAGAACAGAUAGUCGCUCAGCAAAAACUGUUUUAUCAUCAAAUACAUCACAUACAAAAUGAAAUCAGGCGCUUGGGGACACUGCAAACUAAAAAGACGUGCUCGUGUCCCAAACUGGCCUCUUCCAUCAGACUUUCAGACAGCUGCCUGUUGCUAGGAGGUCAGAUGGGGUUGAAGGCCGACGCUUCUGAAGAACACGAGCUCUUUACCAGUCAGUUCCACCCCAGCCAUGCUGACAACCAGGCAGAUGCUUCCGUCAUGCGCCAGGAGGGCCUGACAAAGAGUGUUUUAGUAAGCAGCGGAUAUGGUACGUUAUCUACUGCGGAACUGAGUCCUGGCAAAUGUGAUGACCUUCAGGCAUGCAUGGAAAACUCGGAUACGAUGACCAAGCGGCAGAACUGUCCAGCGCCAGCCCUGGAGGAUGCAGUUGUGGGCAGCAUUCAGGACAAAAGAGAAUGUUUGCAAACCGCAACAGGACAUUCUCCACCUCUGAAGGGGAACGAUGGCGAUUUCCCCACUCAGCUGGAGCAUCCGAUUCACGAAGGUCACCCUGAGGAAGCAAGUUGCAAAUCUUUAACCUCUUGGGCUCAAAAGAUGAAACAAAACCAGGUGAAAAAAACAACCGUGGAAGAGGAGACCCCACCGGGAACAAAGCAAACCAUUGACAGGACCAAUGACGUUGCUGCUGCUGCUGCUGCUGUGCCAUCCACCACUCCGUUUUACCUCAAUCAGCAAAGUGGAAGCCAAAAUUCUUUGGUCUCUCUUUCUUCAGGGCUGACCUAUUGGAAAUUAGACGAGAAGGAGAUGUACCGAGCAUUGCCUAAGAAUUUGGGAAAUGAAUUCCUUACCUUCUCAACAAAAGCUUCUUCAGAAGAGCUGUCUUCCAGUAACGAGCUGAAGCCUAUAUCCUUAAAGGAUAUUUAUCAUAAGAAACAGAAGGAAGAUAAGCCACUUGUAGAGUGGAAUUUCACCCCCCUGCACUCAACUCAUCCCCCAGAGAUCCUGACCCUCGACCCAACGCUCCACAUGAAACCAGGCGAGCUGAACACGGAACGGCGUCUGCCCAGGUUCUACGCCAGCCCAGAACAAGCUCCCUUGUCUCCAGAUUCCAUGGCAGAUCCUGUGGCUUUUUCCCUUCCUUCGGAGGUGGAUUCGUUUUCCCACACGAGCACUGUGGUAUCCCCUCGCUCCACCGAGUCUCCCCGAUACGCCUCUUGCUCGGCAGCCUUGCACGCAGAUUCCUGGGGCAGCUGUGAGUUUCAGAACACAGCCGAUGUCACCGGCUCUCAUCAUCCAAAUGACGAGAUUUUAGACAUGGAGGACGAGAACUUAACCCUCACGCCGUCUUCAGUGGCCCGGCACCCAAUUCCGUCUGCUGAGAAUCCUUUGACGCAGCACGAACUUUCGCUUGCUUGCGUAGAAGAUCCCCUGGUCCUCUCCAAGAUUAGGCAGAAUUUGAGGGAAAAACACAUCCGGCACAUAGCUGAUCUCCGAGCGUAUUACGAGUCCGAAAUUCUCAGUUUAAAGCAGCAGUUAGAAGCAAGCCAUACCUCUCCUUCUGAAGAAAUGAAGAAAAUCAAUCAAAAUCUUAUGGACAGGUGUGACCAGCUAGAAACUGCUCUGCACGAAGCCAACAGCCGUGUGCGAUCCCUCGAAAAUAAAAACAAGGCCUUAGAGAUGGAAGUAACAGAUUGGUGUGAGCGCUUCAGUGCCAUCAGCAACAGCACCAAGUCCUUGCAGGAGCGCAUCGAACAAAUGCGCACGAGUAGCAAGGACAAAGACAACACCAUCACUCGCCUCAAGAGAAGGCUCAAAGAUCUGGAAGAGGCCUUUGAGAAAGCCUACAAGCUCUCCGAUAACAAGGAUGCCCGGUUAAAGGAAGAGAAUAAGAUGUUUCAAAAUCUUUUGGGAGAAUACGAAUCGCUUGGGAAGGAGCAUGAACGGGUUAAGGAUUCUUUGAAUAUUACUGAGAACAAAUUACUGGAUGCGCACACUCAGAUUUCUGAUUUGAAGAGAACAGUCUCGAAACUUGAAACUCAGGUCAAGCAAUUAGAACAUGAAAACUCGCUCAAAUUUCGUUCCCUUGCCGAGGGACACUUUGGACCAUCCUACGCCAGCAAAUUAGAAAGCUUUGAUGUGAGCAGAAGGAAGUGGCUGAUCCCAGGAUCCGAAUUUUCAAUCUUUACCGGCCAGCCUUUGGCAGCUGAAGAAAGUCCCAACAACAACCGGCUUGAAAAAGAGUUCACCUCUCUUCGGCGUCACUCUCCUCCAGAGAAGGAUCCCUCUCCAAAUGGUCUCUUCACCAACGAAGCCAUUCAGAAAGAGAUCAAAACCCAAGAAAUCCCCAUCCUCAAAGCCUUUAAAGAAUUUGAGGAAAGGAAGGCUUUGAAGAACCGAGGCGCCCAGGCAGAGAAAGAGGAAGAGGCCACAGCAGAGACCAACAAAACACUUGUUCGGUGUCCGGUUGUGGGGUUCACUGAGACAUCCUUAGGUACAAGCCGUUCGCCCGAGAAGAGCAAAGAGCAACCGAGGCACAAAAAAUUCAACUCGUCCCAGCGAUCUUCAUCGCUCCCACCUUCAAACAGGAAGACAAAUACGCCAACCAAGCGGGAGACCAUGUUGACUCCGGUGGCCGUGACCUACAGCCCCAAGCGCUCCCCCAAAGAAAAUUUGUCCCCGGGUUUCAGCUACUUUCUCAGCAGAAACGAAGACGCGGUGACCAGAUUUGAUAUCCGUCUGGAUGACGUUGUCGCUGGGCCCGCUCUGCACUACGGCAGCCCACGAAAAAGGCUUCAGUUUUGCUCAGGAGGCGACACAGAAGGACUGCAGCCCAGUUGCCCAGAAAACCGCCAAGGUUCCAAGUCUUCCUCCUACCCACAACCUCUGCGUUCCCGAGCAAACAGAGAUUCCUCAAGGGAAAGUUAUGAAGAGGGUCGCUCUGCCACCAGCAGCGAGUCGGGAUCGUCUUUGGCCCCUCCGGCGCCUUACGAGCCCGAAUUCAAGUACGUUUCCAGGAUUAGGACCUUGGCAGAGACCGAGAGGCUGUUUGACGAGCUGACUCAAGAAAAGCAGCAGAUUGAGUCCCAGCUGAGCCGAAUUCCUUGCGCCAGAGGAAGGAUGACGCUACAGGCCCGGCUGAAUCAGGAAGCUCUGGAGGAUCGCCUGGAAAGAAUUAAUCGAGAAUUGGGAUCCAUCCGUAUGACCCUGAAGAGAUUCCAGAUUUUACGCACCUCCGCAAACAUUUGAGAGGACCCGACUUUUAAGACUCAUACCCCUUUAUUUGCACUAAAGUACAAUAAUUAUGCAAACCGGUUUUGUAUUUUUCUAAACCUUCCCCUGCCUUUUUACAAUCAUGUCCUCUGCACACAAUUCCCCCCCCCCCCCGAUAUUUUGUACUGAGCCACGUAUUUAAAAGAAAAACAACCCUAUUUUUUUUUUAUACCGAAAGGAGUCGAUCUGUCAGGUUUUUUUGUAUUUUGCUACUUUUGAAGACGCGGGGUAUUUUCGAAAAACAGCAGACCUGAAUUCUUUGUAAGCCUAGAGACACUGAGAGGGCAGCUCGUUUUUUUGAGACAUUUAUCGUGUUGUGAUUGAUUUGAUGGUGCUCAUCACUUUUAGAGGUUCAAAGCCAAGCCUGUCAUGUGAAGUACGUACGUACAAAGUGGGGACUUUUUAAAUCGAUGCUAACAGGACGCACAGCCUUUUUCCGAGGAAGUGAGCUGCAAGGAAACAUUUCUUAGCUUAAAAUUCAAAACUGCAUCUUCUUUUCCCAAGCUCCUUUGCCACGUUACAGUGCAGUGUUACCAACAAAUCAAGAAAGUUGGAAAAUAAACUAUUGCAAUAUCCAUCUCAUUGCAUUCCAGGGAGUUUGAGAGAGAUCAGAAGUUCUCUUUUUUAAACCACUAGCUUUUAUUUGGCAUGCUUUAUCGCGAAAUAUGAAUUAAAAUUAAGUGUCUAAAGUGAA